AAUUUAUUUUUUUUAAGUUGAAAAUUUCUUAAAUUCUAAUUAUUUUGAGAAUGCCAGUCUCUGUUGCGCAAAUUUCUAAGUCAGAUGCUAUUACAUUGAAGGGAUCUGCAGAGAUGAUUGGCGAUUUUUUGAAUUACAGUGUGAAUAGUAUUCUAUAUCAACGUCUUAUUUAUCCGAGUGACAAUUUCUCAAGACAGCCAGCCUACGGUGUUCCAGUGUUUAUGAUUGGUUUGGAGAAGGUUAAAGAUUACAUAGAUCAAUUUGUGUCUCAGCUCAAAGUCUGGUUGCUUAAAAAAACAAUACAGAAGGUAGUCCUCAUAAUUACAUCACUGGAAACAAAUGAAGAUAUAGAAAAAUGGCAGUUUAAAAUUGAGUGUAAUCAAACAGCAGAUGAAUCAACCUCGCAGAUAUCUAAACCAUUAAAAGAUAUUCAAAAAGAAAUGAGAGAUGUUCUUCGACAAAUUGUUUCCUCUGUUACAUUUUUACCGAAUCUCCAUGAAAAAUGCAUGUUCAACAUUCUCGCUUACACAGAUUUAGAUUGUACUGUACCUGCUGCCUGGGAAGACGGAUGCGAGCAUGUUAUCGAAGGUGCUCAACAAGUAAAACUCAAGACAGUAAACACAUUGUUACACAAAGUUGACUUAGAAGUCUGUUACAAAACGACUUGAAUAAUUUUAAACAAACGUUGGGGUAAUUUUGAAUCAAGUUAUACUUUUAGUUGACAAAAAAGAAAAUAAUAACCGUUGAUUUGUGAAAAAAAAAAGAUUACUGUUCAACCAAUAAUCAUUAUCAUGUUCAUAUUGGAAAAAUUAAAAUAAUUCAAAUAUGCUUAAGGCUGAAAAGAACUUUUAGAUCUUUGAUUAACUUAUUUGAAAAGAAUAAGUUACUUUUUGUUAUCAUUUUUAUUUUAUAAAAGACUCAAAUAAAAAUU
Messenger RNA from Hydra vulgaris (swiftwater hydra), 931 nucleotides. RefSeq names its product mitotic spindle assembly checkpoint protein MAD2A. Gene Ontology annotation, cellular component: kinetochore; cytoplasm; nucleoplasm. Gene Ontology annotation, biological process: mitotic spindle assembly checkpoint signaling. Lineage: Eukaryota; Metazoa; Cnidaria; Hydrozoa; Anthoathecata; Hydridae. The record is from RefSeq and is a predicted model, not a curated record.